This is a messenger RNA of Eruca vesicaria subsp. sativa (arugula), 1261 nucleotides long. Lineage: Eukaryota; Viridiplantae; Streptophyta; Magnoliopsida; Brassicales; Brassicaceae. The record is from the annotation of a GenBank genome assembly.
GAUAGAUGUUCUGAUUCCUGCGAAAUUAGGUUUUGUUCUUUAUCUCUCCAUCCUUUCAAUUCGAUCCUUACCUCUUGUUUCUCCUCACUCUUGAAUCCACCAUCAUGGAUCUCCAUAUUCCGAUUCUCCUCCUGUUCGCCAUAUCUGCUGUCUCGUGCUUUCCUUCUGGGUUCUCUUCGUCUCCUGUUGACUUCUCCGUCUGCAAUCACGAAUUCGAUCUGUUCCGGUUCGAUCUACACUCCCAAUGCCCUCUUUCUCUCCCUCCAAAUCCUCCUAUCGAGGUGGAUGGAGACUCACUGGAUAGGUUAAUGGAUUUGAAUUUUGGUGGAAGUGGUUAUGUCUUUGCUGUACUCUUUUAUGCUUCGUGGUGUCCGUUUUCACGUGCUGUGCGACCUAAGUUUGAUAUGUUGAGUUCGAUGUUUCCUCAGAUACAGCACUUAGCUGUUGAGCAUUCUCAAGCACUACCAUCUGUAUUUUCAAGGUAUGGUAUCCAUAGCUUACCUUCAAUCCUGAUGGUAAAUCAAACUCUUAAGGCGCGAUACCAUGGUCGUAAGGAUCUUACAUCCCUGAUUGAGUUUUAUGAAGAAUCAACAGGUCUCAAACCUGUCCAGUAUUUGGCUGAAGCCGAACCAGCAACCAGCUUAGACACUACUGAUGGUAACCUGAUUACAUGGUUACGCAAUGGGACAUCUAUUUGUGAAAUAUUCAAACGAGAUCCAUUCUUGGUACUUUCUCUGCUGUUUAUCUGUUUACAAAUGGCGAUUCUCGUCUUCCCUAUAGCAGAAUCACGCAUGAAAGCAUUAUGGGCUUCUUAUGCUCCCAAUCUGAACCUGGAAAGAUUUGGAGAGGUAAGCCAAGUGUUCAGCCGUGCACUUCACAUGGUCGAUGUGAGGAGGCUAUGGUUGAAGCUAAAACUCGUCAAAACAAGGAGUUUCCAUGAAAGGGCAAAGAACGCUCAAGCUUGGGCUUCAUCUCUUGCUUCUGUCUCUCUAGGUCAAACUUCAUCAGACCAAUCCUGAUCCCUUGAAAAAUUAAGUUGUUCUGGAAAAUCUGAGAGUUCCUAUACAUGUAAUGUUAUAUUGACCUUUUUGAGUUAACUUGUCUGCAAUGAAAGCAUGUAAAUUCAGGAACAUCUUUGCUUAUGUUUGUGAAUAUCUCUUUUUUCUUUUUUUUGUUGUUGUUUUAUGAAUCUGAGAUAUCUGUUUUGACCUCAUUUCUUGUACUGAAUAAUUUUGAUUGAGUAAACAAAAAUUUCUCUUAA